Messenger RNA from Phascolarctos cinereus (koala), 3930 nucleotides. RefSeq names its product minichromosome maintenance 8 homologous recombination repair factor (gene MCM8). Gene Ontology annotation, cellular component: MCM complex; nucleus. Gene Ontology annotation, biological process: double-strand break repair via homologous recombination. NCBI's taxonomy places the organism in Eukaryota, Metazoa, Chordata, Mammalia, Diprotodontia, Phascolarctidae. Gene Ontology annotation, molecular function: ATP binding; ATP hydrolysis activity; single-stranded DNA helicase activity. The record is from RefSeq and is a predicted model, not a curated record.
AGAACCCCGGACUAGAGGAGGCGGCUUGGAGAUUGUGGGAGUUCUCGGUUGGCUUCUGUCACCCGCGUGGCUCGGGCUCAGGGCUUGGGCUGCGCCUCUCCCUCCCUGGAGGUCGCGCCCUGCGGCGCUGGAGAGGCCCGGUUUGAGUUUUCAGACGUCCUCCAGACGUCCCUGAGCAUCCCCUUUGAGACUCUGCGGGGAGGGUGAGGAGAAGGCCCCCAGGGGCUCGGCUGGAGGCGGCCGUGGCCGCGCGCGUCUUCGCCUCAGGGACUGGCCGGGCGGGAGGGACCUUGGUCACAACGGGGCUGAGUAGGGGAAGCCCGACGUGUUGUUUAUUUCUCUAUUCGCCGGUUGCCUCCCAUUCCCCCGCCUUCCCCCGCGCCAUUCAGUCAUCUCCUGUGUCGCCCUAGGCCGUGGUCUCCGGAACAUCCAGAGGAUUCUAUUAUCUUUUGGGGACCCCUUAUAUUUGGAACCUACACAAAACAUCCUCUAUGACAGUGGUGAACACCUUUGUAGGGCAUGAGUGCCAAUUUUAGAGGCAGAGGAUUUGGGCGAGGAGGAUUUCAAAGCUGGAGAAGAGGAAGAGGUAGCUGGGGCUCUGGUAGAGGGAGAGGAAAAGAACAAAGAAAUGAUGGGAAGAAAACUACAGAGAAACAUGUUUCAUUACAAAACCCAGAACCUUGGCCACGGCAAUCAACUCUAGACCAAUUCAUACCAUAUAAAGGCUGGAAAUUUUAUUUCUCUGAAGUUUACAGCGAUAGCUCUCCUUUUGUUCAGAAGAUUCAAGCAUUUGAAAAUUUUUUCACAAAGCACAUCGAGUUGUAUGAUAAGGAUGAAAUAGAAAGAAAAGGGAGUAUUUUAGUGGAUUAUAAAGAACUGACACAAGAUGAUGCAUUGACUAACUUGAUACCAAACAUUGCAACUGAAUUAAGAGAUAUGCCAGAAAAAACACUGGCCUGCAUGGGUCUGGCAAUUCAUCAGAUAUUAACAAAAGAUCUUGAAAGACACGCAGCUGAAUUACAGGCCCAAGAGGGAUUAUCAAGUGAAGGAGAAACAAUUGUAAAUGUACCACAUAUUAUUGCAAGGGUAUACAACUAUGACUCUCUAACUCAGCUGAAAAAUGUCCGAGCCAAUUGCUAUGGGAAAUACAUUGCUUUACGAGGAACAGUUGUUCGAGUCAGUAAUAUAAAACCUCUUUGCACCAAGAUGGCUUUUUUGUGUGCUGCCUGUGGAGAAAUACAAAGUUUUUCUUUUCCAGAUGGAAAAUACAGUCUUCCCACAAAGUGCCCUGUGCCUGUAUGCCAUGGGAAAACAUUCACUGCUCUCCGAAGUUCUCCUCUCACAGUUACCGUGGAUUGGCAGUCUAUUAAAAUUCAGGAGUUGAUGUCAGAUGACCAGAGAGAAGCAGGCCGGAUUCCUCGAACAAUAGAAUGUGAGCUUGUUCAAGACCUUGUAGAUAGCUGUGUCCCAGGAGACAUAGUCACCAUUACAGGAAUUGUUAAAGUAUCAAAUACUGAAGAAGGUUCUCGAAAUAAGAAUGAUAAAUGCAUGUUCCUCUUAUACAUUGAAGCAAAUUCUGUAAGCAAUAGCAAAGGACAAAAAACAAAAAUUUCUGAAGAUGGGGCAAAUUAUGGAACAUCUAUGGAAUUUUCACUGAAAGAUCUUUAUGCUAUCCAAGAGAUUCAGUCUGAAGAAAAUCUUUUUAAGCUUAUUGUCAAUUCACUUUGCCCUGUAAUUUUUGGUCAUGAACUUGUUAAAGCUGGUUUAGCAUUAGCACUUUUUGGAGGAUGCCAGAAGUAUGUGGAUGACAAAAAUAGAAUUCCAGUUCGAGGAGACCCACACAUCCUAGUGGUUGGAGAUCCAGGAUUGGGAAAGAGUCAAAUGCUACAAGCAGUGUGUAGUGUUGCCCCACGUGGUGUUUACGUUUGUGGUAAUACAACUACUUCAUCUGGUCUGACUGUCACACUUUCAAAAGAUAGUGCAUCUGGAGACUUUGCAUUAGAAGCUGGUGCCCUGGUACUUGGUGAUCAAGGUAUUUGUGGAAUAGAUGAAUUUGACAAGAUGGGCAAUCAGCAUCAAGCCUUGCUAGAAGCUAUGGAACAGCAAAGCAUUAGCCUUGCUAAAGCUGGCAUUGUCUGCAACCUCCCAGCAAGAACUUCAAUUAUUGCUGCAGCAAACCCAGUUGGGGGACACUAUAAUAAAGCCAAAACUGUUUCUGAAAAUUUAAAAAUUGGGAGUGCUCUGUUAUCUAGAUUUGAUUUGGUAUUUAUCCUGCUGGAUACCCCAAAUGAGGAUUAUGACCAUUUACUUUCUGAACAUGUGAUGGCAAUAAGAGCUGGAAAGAAGAAAACAGUUUCAAGUGCCACAGUGUCUCGUAUGAGCAGUCAAGAUUCAAACACCUCUUUGCUUGAAGUCGUUUCUGACAAACCUUUAUCAGAAAGACUAAAGGUUUCUCCUGGAGAAAACUUAGAUCCAAUUCCACAUCAUUUAUUGAGAAAGUAUGUUGGAUAUUCUCGGCAGUAUGUUCAUCCAAAGUUAUCUCCAGAAGCUGCUCAAAUUCUUCAAGAUUUUUAUCUUGAGCUUCGGAAACAGACUCAACGAUUAAAUGGUACCCCAAUUACCACAAGGCAGUUGGAGUCACUAAUUCGUCUGACAGAGGCUCGGACAAGAUUGGAAUUAAGGGAGAAAGCAACCAAAGAAGAUGCAGAAGACAUAGUUGAAAUUAUGAAGUACAGUAUGCUAGGAACUUACUCAGAUGAGUUUGGCAAUCUGGAUUUUGAGCGUUCUCAACAUGGCUCUGGAAUGAGCAACAGGUCAGCAGCAAAAAGGUUCAUUUCUGCUCUCAACACCAUUGCAGAAAGAACUUACAAUAAUUUAUUUCAGUAUCAACAACUUCGACAGAUUUCUAAAGAGCUAAACAUUCAGGUUGCUGACUUUGAAAAUUUUAUCAGUUCACUGAAUGACCAAGGCUACCUCUUGAAAAAAGGUCCAAAAGUUUACCAGCUUCAAACUAUGUGAACCUCCCUGGCCACCCUUUCCAGCAUUGGCAGCACCUUCACUCAUUCUUCUCACUGGCCGAGGAAGAGAAGUUGGAAUGUUCCUUUCUCCUCAUCGUUACUUCCAGGUUCUCCCUCUUCCUCCAUCACUCAGUAAACUCUCUUCCUUUGAGGUUCAUGCUAUUGAUAUCUACCAAACAAAUAUUUGUAUCUAUCAAACAAAAUCCUGGUGGCUAUUGUCUACAGAUCAUUCCUACCCCGCACCUCCCAGUUCACACCCCUUCUUUCCUCAAUGAGUUUUAUUCUUGGUUUAUAAUUUCCUCUCAUUGUCAACUCCUACUCUCAUACUAGAUGGAAUUCAAUAUUCAUAUUGAUUCUCCCUCAAAUACCCUAACUACUCAGUUCCUCAAUGUACUCACCUCUAAUGAGCUCUUCCUCCACCCUACCUCAUCCACAAAGAUCCACAGACCCUCGAUUUUACCAUCACCCACAAAAUGGACCAACUCUUAGGAUCAAAAAUUGUGAAAACCCACAUAUAAUCAUUAUGUACUGGCUUUUCACCUCUCCCUUUGCCUUCCUUUACUUAACCCUCUUCUUCAUCUGUACUUUGACCUCCAGUCCCCUUACUUCUCAAUUCUUUCCCAGUCCAUCUCCCCUGUACUAGCCACUCUCUUUUCCCCAUCUCAACCCCUUAGUGAACCAAUUCAACUUUGCACUGUCCUCUCUUCGAUCUCCAGCUCCCUUAUAUUGCCAAUUAUGCCCAGCCAAGCCUCAGCCUUAGAUCACUCCUACCAUUCAUUGCUUUCUUCCCUACACAGGUGUGGCUGAAUGAAGGUAGAGAAAAGCAUGCAAAUGUUUUGACUGGGUUUACUACAAGUUUAUGUUGUUGUUCAGUCGUUCAGUUAUGUCUGACUCUAUGAUCCCUUAUGGGAUU